AUGCAUAGCACUCUGCAUAAUGAAGUAGACGAGGACUAUGAUAGCUCAUCGAAUGCAUCUUCUGAAGAGCUGGAAAUUGGAAACGGUUCAGAAUCUGAGGAAAAUAUUGGUAAACUUAGUUUCCCUGAAUUUAUUCCUAGAAAGCGAAAUCCUCAGCUCGAGAUAGGUUUAUUGUUUGGGUCUUUUGAGAAAUUGAAAUAUGUAGUUAGAAAUCAUGCAGUCUUCAAUAGGGUUGAACCGAUUUUCAAGCGAAAUGAUAAGGAAAGAUUCCAUUGUGUUUGUAAGGAAGGUUGUUCAUGGAAGUUGUGA
Molecule: messenger RNA, 309 nt
Organism: Fraxinus pennsylvanica
Lineage: Eukaryota; Viridiplantae; Streptophyta; Magnoliopsida; Lamiales; Oleaceae
Source: the annotation of a GenBank genome assembly